AUGUGUGAUCUUCUGAUGAAGUUUGGUGCCAUGGAGGAAAAACUGCGAGCUAUUGAAACCAGACUGCAGGACAGUGAAAACCAGAUUAUGGAUCUAAGAAACAAAGAGAGAACCAAGGUAAUAUUCAGUGCAGCAGUAGGUGGUAGUGGACACAUCGGACCAUUCAACACAGAUACGACUCUAAUCUACAGAGCUGUGAUAACAAACAUCGGUGGAACCUACAGUCAAUACACAGGUAUCUUCACUGCACCGGUUGCAGGUGUUUAUUACUUUACCAUCUUCUUUCAUGCUGGAGGAGAGCAUGAGGGAAAACUGCUCUUGUUCAAGAACAACCAGCUGAUGGUGGCGACCGGUGAUCACCCGUCAGACUCUGACGGAGCCGAUAAUGGAGAAAACGCAGUGUUUGUGCAACUGCAGCUAGGUGACAUGGUGUAUGUCCGCUUGGCUGCAAACUCACAUGUUUGGGGACAAUACAACAAAACAACUUUCAGUGGUUUCUUGGUCAGUCAAAUAUGA
Thunnus maccoyii (southern bluefin tuna) is the source of this 516-nucleotide messenger RNA. RefSeq names its product complement C1q-like protein 3. Lineage: Eukaryota; Metazoa; Chordata; Actinopteri; Scombriformes; Scombridae. The record is from RefSeq and is a predicted model, not a curated record. Bases 1 to 516 code for a protein of 171 amino acids. The transcript has 4 exons. Gene Ontology annotation, molecular function: protein binding.